Messenger RNA from Phialemonium atrogriseum, 2555 nucleotides. RefSeq lists its product as uncharacterized. The coding region runs from base 251 to 2401 and encodes 716 amino acids. The record is from RefSeq and is a predicted model, not a curated record. Gene Ontology annotation, molecular function: metal ion binding; RNA binding; tRNA dihydrouridine synthase activity. Gene Ontology annotation, biological process: tRNA processing. The transcript has 3 exons. Lineage: Eukaryota; Fungi; Ascomycota; Sordariomycetes; Cephalothecales; Cephalothecaceae.
UUUCUAUACGUUGUUAUCCAAUUGUAAUGUCAGGCAUAUGAAGAGCUGGAAAAUUCCUGAAGAGUGGUAUGUAUGUACCUCUAUACUGCGUAUAGCAGUAGGUGUGGGCUCCGGCCGCCGCGCCCCGCCGCGGGGUUAAAAAACAAAUUCUCAGCGCCGGAUUGUUCCCGUUAACAAUCCUGCGAAUUGAUCAGAAUUUUAUAGUGCCGGCACAUACCAAACCACCAGCUUUAAGUGACUGCUGAUAGAGAUGGAGGAGGCGAAGAGAGCUCAAGAAACGGCCAAUGGCGCUUCACCACCAAACACAGAUGAGCCACCUACUAAACGGAUCAGGCUCGACGAUGGCUCUCCAGCGGUUGAGGCUGGCGUGCCGAAGAAGCCAAGAGAGAAGAUGAGAGGGAUGGCCUUUAUCAAAGAGGAGUAUCUCGUCUUCCCGCCUGGAGCGGCCGGUGCUGCCAAGGAUAGCACGGCCAUCGAUGACGACGCAGCCGAGGGUCGCACCGCUCCUGACGCUCGCGGUGCGCGUCAGGAUUCCCGUGGCAACGGUUCUCAGGGCCAGAGAAAGAAGCAGAAAGGCCAGAACCAGCAACGUGACUUUGGCCGGUUUUCUGAUUCCAUCCGUCUUUGCAACUCCCUCGCGCACUCGCCUGAAUUCUCCCCUGGACAGUGCAGGAUGGGAGAUCGCUGCAAGUCUCUUCACGAUCUCCGGAAGUAUCUAAAGGAAGGUCGCCGCGGUGACCUCGAGUCUUUCGGUGGCAAAUGCCCGACCUUUGAGGCCUAUGGCAAAUGUUCUUCCGGCUGGCGAUGCCGCUUCCUCUCGAGUCACAUGAAGGAGGUCGAGAGAGAGGACGGCCGGAAGGAAUUGAUUCUUGUCGAGGACGCUAGCAAGAUAUAUGUGGCAGGCGAUAACGUUGAUGACCAGUAUCCGGGUGUGGUGAACGUCGUGCCCGCAACGAGCAAGUCGGACCUUGAGAAGAAACGGGUCAAAUUUGAAGAUGCGGACAAGUUUAGCCAGUGGCUCGAGAAGGACGCAGCUCUGUAUAACAGCCUUCACAACAAGCGCAAGGACGAAGGAGGCGAUCACAUCGAAGAGUAUCGCGCCCAAUAUGUCGACCCUCCUCUGAAGCCUUCGGAAAAGAGACGGAUCUACUUUGGGCGAGAGACCCCAGUCUUGGCUCCGUUGACAACUCAGGGGAACCUACCAUUCCGGAGGUUAUGCGUGGAGCUCGGAGCUCAGGUCACUUACUCCGAGAUGGCGUUAGGGUUACCGCUCAUCCAGGGUCAGAAGGCUGACUGGGCACUCAUGAAAGCCCACGAGAGCGAGAUCAGCCCCCCUCGCAUUGCCCCUGGCAGCCCAAUUGUCAAAGGCUACGAUAACUCGAAGGACCUCAAGUUCGGAGCGCAGAUAGCCACAAACGCCCCCUGGAUUGCGGUCAAGGCAGCCGCGGCGCUGUCCCGAUAUCUUCCCCAUCUUCGCCUCAUUGAUCUCAACUGCGGAUGCCCCAUCGACAUGGUAUUCAACUCAGGAGGCGGGUCUGCCUUGCUCGAUUCGCAGGCGAAGUUGGAGAGGAUGGUUCGGGGGAUGAAUGCGGUGUCAGGGGAGAUUCCCAUCACGAUUAAAAUCAGAAUGGGCGUCAAAGACGGAAAGCCGACCGCCCACAAGCUCGUCGAACGCAUGGCGUUUGGUAGCCCGGAGUUGCGUGACACGCUCGGCGCCGCGGGAUGCGCCGCAGUCACACUGCACGGCCGGACCCGCCAGCAGAGAUACACCAAGGUCGCUGACUGGGGCUAUAUCGCCGAAUGUGCGGCACUGAUCAAGUCGUACCAGAAGAAACAAGGCGACUUGACGGAUACGAUCCGUGAAGUCGAGGAAAACACCCUGGCCAAUACCCCUGGGGGGAAGAUGUAUUUCCUGGGCAACGGCGAUUGCUACUCACACGUUGAAUAUUUCAACCAUAUUGACGAAGCCAAGGUGGACAGUGUGAUGAUCGGGCGAGGCGCCAUCUUCAAGCCGUGGAUCUUUGAGGAGAUCGAGAAGGGGCAAUUCCUGGACAAGUCGGCGACCGAGAGGUUGACCUAUAUCGAGAAGUUCUGCCGCUACGGACUAGAAGCCUGGGGGUCGGACGAACUCGGCAUCGGCUUCACAAGGCGGUUCCUCCUCGAGUUCCUCAGCUUUUUCUACCGGUACAUCCCUCUUGGCGUUCUCGAGCACUGUCCGGCGAGCCUAAAUGAUCGGCCACCUGCGUAUCGAGGAAGAAAUGAUCUGGAGACCAUGUUGGCAAGCGAUAACUACAAGGACUGGGUCAAGAUCAGUGAGAUGUUCCUCGGUCCCACCCACCCCGAUUUCAAGUUCCAGCCGAAGCACAAAUCGAACAGCUAUGAGAUAGAAGCUGAAGGUUAAUUUGGGGAGCCGAGCCGAGCCGAGUCAGCCCUGCCGGCAGUGCCUCUCUCGUUGCCAGAGCAAACAUGAUGGCUGAGACAAGCAACCAAUUUUCAUGAAUGUUAGCUCGAUCGAGGUGCGAGAGAGCCUAUAAGGGCGUAACUGGGAUGGGUGA